AUGCGAACACUUGUACAUUGUUUGGUUGUUCUAACAGUACUAGGCUCUGCAGAGCCCUUUCAGCAACAGCAGGCAGUCGUGGUACCAUCGCAAGAUAUAAAAUUAAGAGAUGUGCAUAUAGGGGACAUAAACUUUGUCCAUACGACGGACACCCAUGGCUGGUUGGGCUCCCAUCUGUCACAGGCCAACUAUGAUGCCGACUGGGGAGAUUUUGUUUCUUUUGUAGAUAUUUUCAGACAGAAGAUGUCGCAAUUGUCCAGGGAUGUAAUAGUAAUCGAUACUGGUGACAAAAGAGACGGCAAUGGUUUAAGUGAUGCCACCUGGCCUCCCGGUUUACGCAGCUCGAAGAUAUUCAACAUGAUGGACUACAAUCUCUUAACCUUGGGCAACCAUGAGCUAUACACAGCCGAAAGUGCCAUUCUAGAAUACAGAGGAACUUCCCAAUCCCCCAAGUUUAAGGACAAGUACGUCUGUAGUAACGUGGAAUUCAUUGAAGAUGAUGGCAGAAGAGUACCCUUCGGCAAUAAAUACAUUACUUUUGAGACACCAAUACAGAAACAGAGGGUUCUGGCAUUGUCUUUCUUGUUUAGCUUCCAAAGAGCUAAUAAUAGAGCCAUUGUAACACCCCCAUUGGAAGAAAUAAUGGAAAAAGGCUGGUUUCAAAAUAUGACUGAGACAAACAAGGAGGAGGAUAUUGACCUAAUUAUCGUGUUUGGUCACUUGCCGGCCACCGAUCCUGCGGAGCGCGAAAUGCUUAAGAUUCAUGCUCUAGUAAGGAAGUACUACCCAAACACUAUUAUUCAAUAUUUUGGAGGUCAUACUCAUAUUAGAGAUUUCGUGCAAUUGGACUCGAAGUCCUCUUGUUUACAAAGUGGCAGAUUUGCAGAGACCGUUGGGUUCCUCUCAAUUAACAUGACCAAUUUUGCGGACUUCGAUAAUCCUAUUUUUACAAGAAGAUACAUUGAUUUUAAUAAAGACGCCUUCACGUACCAUUUAAGGAGGAUAGCAAACGACGCGGACAUUUCAUUGUCAACAAGAAGAGGAGGAUUCAUUUCUCGCCUGGUAAAUGACCUACGUCAUGAGUUGAACUUGGACCAAAAACUGGGGUACAUACCUCGAACUUACUAUGUGUCAACAAGACCACUAGACUCCGAGGAGAAUCUUUAUCAUUUGAUCACUCAUAAAAUUUUACCUAAUUUGGUACCUUCGAAAAACUAUGUGCCUUCUAUGAGCCGAUUCAUUUUGGUUAACACCGGUUCUGUCAGGUACGAUCUUUACAAAGGCCCCUUCACGAAGGAUACGGAAUAUAUAGUGAUGCCGUUCAGUAAUGAUUGGCGCUUCAUCACAGUGCCAUUGGUAGUUGCCUCCAGAGUCGAAAGCUAUUUAAAUAAGGGUCCUGUUAUUGCCUCGUUGGGAAUUCCAUCAUCCAUCCAUCACAAACAGCACUUUGGCGGUCUUCGAAAAUGCCCCUUCAUCACAGAUCCAAAUUUGAGUGAAGGUUACACCACGGAAGACGAUUUUGGCUGUCAUGGUGAUGACACACCUCACAAUUCACAGAAGGAAUACGAAAUGCCCAACGUAGUUCAAUGUAAGGACGUAAAGGGGUCAAAAGAAGAGGAGGCAGAUCCAUUGAAAAUGGUCCACGUCAUCUUUUAUACAUUUAUGGAACUCGACGUAUUAAACGCCGUGAAUUCUAUCAUCAAUGAUUUAGGUUUACGUAUGGAGAACUUGACUACCAACGACUGUUCCCAUUACGGCGGUGAUUCCACCAAAAAGUUAUUACGCGACUACUUUGCUCAAUUCUAG
This is a messenger RNA of Saccharomyces kudriavzevii IFO 1802, 1806 nucleotides long. RefSeq names its product Smn1p (gene SMN1). Gene Ontology annotation, biological process: nucleotide catabolic process. NCBI's taxonomy places the organism in Eukaryota, Fungi, Ascomycota, Saccharomycetes, Saccharomycetales, Saccharomycetaceae. Gene Ontology annotation, molecular function: hydrolase activity. Gene Ontology annotation, cellular component: cytosol. The record is from RefSeq and is a predicted model, not a curated record. The transcript has a single exon. The coding region runs from base 1 to 1806 and encodes 601 amino acids.